AUGCCAAGCACGCUCCUAUUCGCAAACAGCAAUGAAGGGCGCGUCUACGCGCUCUCCACGACGGGUGCUGCAUGGCGCGAGUUUCUCUACCUGGGGCUGGAGUUUAAGAAAAUCUGCGUCGUGCCGCACUUCAUGUGGGCCAUCGGUGGUGACCGGCAGGUGUACGUGCACGUCCACGGCCUCGAUGUUCCGAUACGCAUCAAAGAGGAAGCGUAUGAGAACGAACGCUGGCUUCCGAUCGAGGGAUUCUCUAAUCGGCUGCUCCCAACGGAUCGCUAUCACUUCUCCAACGUGGACGGAACCGUAGACAGAAACAUUGAAAAAGUACGCCUCCCGUCGAUGGCCUGGCAGUGGGAGGGCGAAUGGCAGCUUGAUCUCACGCUCGACGGACAACCGCUCGAUCACGAUGGCUGGACGUAUGCGGUCGAUUUUCCCGCCACGUACCAUCCGCAGAAGAACUGGAAGUCGUGUGUUCGGCGCCGCAAGUGGAUCCGUUUUAGGCGUUACUGCGCACUCAACUCAUGGUGUGCCGUCGCACCCUUGCACAAGGAUCCCACGCAAGAACCCUUCAUAGACGUGUCGAUCGGUGGAGCCAGCGUACCCGGAGCAUCUCCCGGGUUGCUGCUCGUGUGGGCCGUAACGGCACACGGACGGGUAAUGUUUCGAUCUGGUGUUGGCACAACCGCCCCAGAAGGACUUCGUUGGACGGCCGUAACUACACCAUCCGGUUGUGAGGUGUCUCAAAUCUCUGUCGGCGCAACAGGACUCGUUUGGGCGGUGCUGUACAACGGCAGAGCGAUCGUACGCUCCGGUGUCACGCGGGACACACUCACCGGUAGCAGCUGGUUGGAAGUGAAGCCUCCAGGGACGAAUUUGAAAAUUUCCCAAGUCGCCGUCGGUACCAAUUCCGUGUGGUGCGUCACGAACGACAAUCACGUGUGGUUCCGGCGGGGCGUGCACGGUGAAGCAUCGGGCGUUAGCGAGGAUGCCGCGAUCGGAAGUGGCUGGGUGGAGAUGGUCGGUAACAUUUCGUACGUUUCCGUUGCCGCUAAUGAUCAAGUGUUCGCCGUGGGUUCGGAGGAUCGUGCUCUUUACUUUCGAUCCGGUGUGUGCGCUUCCGAUCUGACCGGAAAAAAGUGGCGCCUAAUACAGCUUCCGAUGCAGCUCAGCCGCACGUCGAGCAACUUUUCCUUCUCCAGUCGCCAAAGUGGCAACAGCUCGCCGACCACCACGAAGCACCGCAGCCUAAACAGCCUCUACAAGGAGCGGUUGCAGCAGGAGGCCGGUCUCGCCGGUGCCGGACAUUCCGGAGGAUCGAACAGCACCGCUGGCAUCGAGGAAACGUCCCGUUCAGCACCAACCGCCAACGUAAAGAAUCGGCCCGAGCUAUGGCACAAACCGGAACUGUCGCCUGACGCGCUAGCGAACCAGCUGGAGCAAGGACCGGGAAAACCCCAGCACGUAGGCAGUCUGGUGGAGUGCAAACUCACGCAGAAGGUAUCGCUGGAAAGCGUGGCUGGAACGAGCAUGCCCGUUAGCAACGACGUGUACGAGAUCUCCGGCAAGCAGCUGAAAAACUCUCGUGCCUGGAGUCCGGUCCGUUCGGUUGGAUCCGUCGUAGGGACUGAGGCACACCCCGAGACGGAUUCGAGUGUAUUCGAAGGUGAGACUUCGCGUGAUUCCGGCGUAUUCGGCGAAUGCGAAGAUCACGGUGGCUCACAAAACUGGACCGAUUGUGAGGUACUGUGGGUGGGCUGUUCCGCCGGUGCCGUCACGGUUGACCCGUGUAUGCUUCCCAGCUGGUUCAACGACAGCUUCUCCCAGCACGCUUCGGAAGAGCUGAGCCAAUCGUGGCGGUUGAGGCUUCUCGAUGACCUCAAAAAGCGUCUGCCAGCGCGCGAUUCGGAAGGGGAUACGUUCGCGCACUACGAGAAAGCCAUCGAGAUGAGCUCGUGGGUAAAAUCGGGUGAGGCUCGAUGCGCCAAAUCGGGCCACCCGUUCGAAGACUGCCUGAUCGAGCUGGAGUGGGUGAACAACCAGGGUACGGGACCCGACUCCGGUACGCUGACCGUGCUCAACUCGGACGGUAUCACGACGAAAAUGCAGUUUUCCCUCUCCGAGAUUACGUGCAUCAUGUGCUGCAGCGAGCCCGGUUCUCCACGGCUUGCCAUUCAUGCCCCGCGCUUACCGACGGGAUCAUCGCCAUUGAAGCUGCAGUUUAGCGGCGAUACGGACCUCGAGGACUGGAUCUCCCAUCUCACGUCCGUGUGCUGCCAGAUAAACGAGGUACAAGGACGUCCGUCGGCACGCUCGGUUUGGAUCACGUCCGGCAUGGGGGACGUGUUUGUGUUUGACCCGAUCAACCUGGAGUCGCAGCAGUGGCACGAAGAUGCUAAGAGUUUCCGGCAACAGAUCGAUCUUAAGGCAGCUGAAACGCCCUACUUAACAGCGCUACAUAACGGGAUGCUAAUCGGUUCGCGGUUGGAAAUCUCGGGAUUCAUUUACGACGACGCCGACCAGGUGCGGUUCGAUCUGCAGGGUCACCCGACGGUGCGGAUGCGGCACAAGAUGGAAACGCAGCGCAACAUUCCGCUGCACAUAAAUCCCCGGUUCAACGAAAAUUUGACCGUUUUCAACUCGAUGGCUGCGUCCGCGUGGAACGAGGACGAAAUCCGUGACCGCAUGGUGUCGUUUGCACCGGGUGCGGAGUUUAAACUGGAAGUCUACACCGACACCGACGGGUUUCGGGUGAAGGUUAACGGAAAGGAACACCAAAAGUUCCACUAUCGCAACGGGCUCGCACCGGACACGGUGUGCAGUCUGUACAGCAGCGGACGGGUCAAGAUCCUACAGAUCGUGUACGACAGUCCAAAGAUUAUUAUACCCCUGCGGGACGCAUACUGGCGGCAGAUCGGAGGCCACAUGAAGCGAAUCGUAUCCUGCAAGACGGGUGUCGUGUGGGGCGUGGGCUACGACAAUACGGCUUGGGUGUACACUGGAGGGUGGGGUGGUGCAUUCUUGAAGGGUCUGGAAACGAGCAGCCAAGGAAUCAACGUGAUGACGGAUACGCAAAAUUAUUACAUCUACGAGAACCAGCGCUGGAACCCACUGUCUGGGUUUUCGUCCACCGGAUUGCCCACCGACCGGCACAUGUGGAGCGACGUGACGGGCAAGCAUAAACGCAGCAAGGAGCACGCCAAACUGCUGUCCAUGCACUGGCAGUGGAUUAGCGAUUGGAUGGUUGACUUCCACAAUCCGGGCGGUGUCGAUCGGGAUGGGUGGCAGUACGCGGUUGACUUUCCCGCUUCGUACCACGCGAAGAAACAGUUUACGGAUUAUGUUCGACGGCGCAGGUGGUACCGCAAGUGUCGGCUUACGACGAGCGGACCGUGGCAGGAAAUUGGAAACACGAAAAUCGUGGAUGUUUCGCUGCAACCGGACGGCGCGGAGGCGGAUUGCACAAUCACGGUUUGGGCGAUCGCCGCCAACGGGGACGUGUUGUACCGGCGCGGUGUUUCACAAUCUCAGCCGGCGGGUACCGGCUGGGAGCACGUUCCCUGCGAUCAACCGCUAACAAGUAUCAGUAUUUACGAAAACAAAGUGUGGGUGGUGGGAAAGAAUGGCUCCGCAUUCCUGCGAUGCGGUAUUACGGUGGAAACUCCCCUCGGCAGCAAGUGGCAGUUGAUUGAACCGCCGGGUGGCGUUAAUUUCAAGCAGAUUUCGGUCGGCAAAAGUGGCAUUUGGGCGCUGGAUACGGUCGGGCGGCUUUCGGUGCGCAAGGAAAUCAACAGCACGUUCCCGGAGGGCAGCCACUGGCAGCUUAUGCCUAAUGUGCUGAACGAUCCGCCGCACUACGAGGGCAACAGUGGAUUCAAGCACGUGUCCGUGGGGGAGCAUGUGUUUGCCGUCGCGCAAUCGGGCUACGUUUGCAAACGUAGCGGUAUUACGGCGUUGAAUCCCGCUGGCACAGGAUGGAUACUUGGAAUACAGGCCAACUGGAACUGCGUGAAUGUGACUGGUUUUUACGAUUGAACAAAGUGAUAAACGGAUAACGGAUCUACAGCUAAAUAGAUGCUAUAACUAUUCUCAUGCUAAUCAAGAAACAUAAUCUCGUUGUAAAUGAACGUGUAACCAUACGGAUUCCCCAUGCCCGCUUACUGUUUAAAAAUAAA
Anopheles nili is the source of this 4172-nucleotide messenger RNA. RefSeq names its product tectonin beta-propeller repeat-containing protein (gene Pex23). Bases 1 to 4032 code for a protein of 1343 amino acids. Gene Ontology annotation, cellular component: membrane. The record is from RefSeq and is a predicted model, not a curated record. The transcript has 4 exons. Lineage: Eukaryota; Metazoa; Arthropoda; Insecta; Diptera; Culicidae. Gene Ontology annotation, molecular function: nucleotide binding; carbohydrate binding; nucleic acid binding.